Messenger RNA from Echinococcus granulosus, 300 nucleotides. RefSeq lists its product as hypothetical. Lineage: Eukaryota; Metazoa; Platyhelminthes; Cestoda; Cyclophyllidea; Taeniidae. Bases 1 to 300 code for a protein of 99 amino acids. The transcript has a single exon. The record is from RefSeq and is a predicted model, not a curated record.
AUGGAAGGGAAGAGAAGAGAUAUUUUGGAGGCCGUCGAUGAUGAUUCUGUAGCUUCAGUCUUCCCUGCAGUCGUUGCAGUUGGCUCUGGAUUCGCUGAUGAUGAUGCUGCCGCAGUGAAUUCGGUUGGUGAUGUUUCAGUGUUAUCUUCAGUAGUUGUAGUUGCCUCUGUAUUUGGUGUUGACUAUGCUGCAGUAAAUCUGCUGGUGUUGUUUUAUUGUUAUCUUCAGUCCCUGCAUGUUAUUCUGCAUUCGCUGAUGAUAACGCUUCAGCAUACACCACAAAGCCGACAGCCAGAGUGA